Molecule: messenger RNA, 690 nt
Organism: Lipotes vexillifer (Yangtze River dolphin)
Lineage: Eukaryota; Metazoa; Chordata; Mammalia; Artiodactyla; Lipotidae
Gene: FGF22
Product: fibroblast growth factor 22
Molecular function (GO): growth factor activity
Source: RefSeq, a predicted model, not a curated record
AUGGAAUGUUCUGGAACUAGACAGAGGAGCCGCAUUGGCCUGUCCCAGACUCUGCAGGGCGGUCAGGCCGCCCUGACCACGGCCCCGCCCCGCAUCCCGAGCCGCGGACGCGCGCGGGGAGUCAAGACCGGGCGGCGGCGAGCGGGGCGCGGGGCCGUACGCGGCCGCCUGUGACUGGGCCUGGCGUGGGUACUGCUGGCACGGGCGCCCGGCGCCGCGGGGACCCCAAACAGUCCGCGGAGACCACGCAGCCACAUGCAUCUGGAGGGCGACGUGCGCUGGCGGCGCCUCUUCCCCUCCACCCACUUCUUCCUCUGUGUGGACCCCAGCGGCCGCGUGCAGGGCACCCGCUGGCGCGACAGCCCUGACAGCGUCUUCUUCGAGAUGCGCUCCAUCCGCGUGGGCGUCGUGGCGCUCAAGGUCGUGGACACCGGCUUUCACGUGGCCAUGAACCGUCGCGGCCGCCACUCCGGGUCAGUGAGUGCAAGUGCGCGGGGCGGGCUGGGGUGCGUGGGGCGCGCCCGAGUGGGGGCAAACGGCUACAACACCUACACCUACGAGUCCGUGCCCUGGCGCCACCGCGGCCGGCCCAUGUUCCUGGCGUUGGACGGGCGGGGGGCCCCGAGGCGCGGGGUCCGCACGCAGCGACACCACCCGUCCACGCACUUCCUGCCUGUCCUGGUCUCCUGA